Messenger RNA from Grus americana (Whooping crane), 6218 nucleotides. RefSeq names its product Rho GTPase activating protein 45 (gene ARHGAP45). The transcript is spliced from 24 exons. The record is from RefSeq and is a predicted model, not a curated record. Gene Ontology annotation, biological process: signal transduction; activation of GTPase activity. NCBI's taxonomy places the organism in Eukaryota, Metazoa, Chordata, Aves, Gruiformes, Gruidae. Gene Ontology annotation, cellular component: membrane. Gene Ontology annotation, molecular function: GTPase activator activity. The coding region runs from base 371 to 3886 and encodes 1171 amino acids.
UCGUCCCCCACCGCCCCCCGGGGGCCGGCAGCCGCCCCGAGCAGCCCGGCGGGCAGCGGCCGCGGCAGGAUCCGGCCGGGGGUCCCCACGCCGCGGGAGCAGCCCCCCGGGGGGAUGCCGUGCCGUGCCGUCCCUCUCCCGGGGUCUCCGCCACCUCUCCCUCUCCGUCUCUGCCACCUCGCUGGGUGCUCCCAUAGGUUCGCCUGCGAAGCUGAUGAGGAAAUAAGGCGGCGUCACAUGCGCCCUCCUGACAGUUCGCCCCUGCGAAUGUGGCUGGUGCGGUGAGGAGCACGGCGCUGGCAGCCAGGCACCGCGGCCGCGCCGAGCCAGGGGCCGCCAAGGGCAGGGGCCCGGCCGCCCCCGGGGAGCCAUGUUCUCCCGGAAGAAGCGGGAGUUGAUGAAAACCCCCUCCAUCUCCAAGAAGAGCCGGGCGGGAAGCCCUGUCCCGCAGACCCUGCCGGACCUCUCCCGGAAGGAUUGCCUGGAGGCACCCAGCUCCGGCCUGGGGGAGCUGCCCCCCGCCAGCUGCAAGCUCAGCACCAGCCCCAGCACCGUGGGCACCAUCAAGCGCCCCACCAGCCUCAGCCGCCAUGCCAGCGCUGCCGGCUUCCCUCUCACUGCGGCGGGCCCCAGGGCCGUGCCCAAGGGCCACAGGACCCCCACAUCCUACAGCCCCAUGGAUGGCGGAGAGGGCCCUUUCAUUGACACGGAGGACAUCUCCCAGCUGCUGACGGACGUGGCCCGCUUCGCCGAUGCCCUGGAGAACCUGCGGGACGUGGUGCUGCGCGAUGACCCCAAGGAGGCCCAGCGGCCACUGGCCCACGAGUGCCUUGGUGAAACCCUGCGCAUCCUGCGCCAGGUCAUCAACAAGUACCCGCUGCUCAACACCCUGGAGACCCUGACGGCCGCCGGAACCCUCAUCUCCAAAGUCAAGGGUUUCCAUUACGAAUCCAACAAUGAGACAGACAAGCGGGAGUUUGAGAAGGCCGUGGAGACCAUCGCAGUGUCCUUCAGCAGCACCGUGUCCGAGUUCCUCAUGGGGGAGGUGGACAGCAGCACCAUCCUCUCCAUCCCACCCAGUGACCAGAACCAGUCUAUGGAGAGCCUCUACGGGGGGAUCCCUGGGCCUGGAGGAGACGGCAUGCCUUCGGGCAUGGAAAGCUAUGACACAGGCCGUCCUCCUGCUGAGGAAGUGGACGUGAUGCUGCAGCGCUGCGAGGGGGGGGUAGACGCCGCCCUCCAGUACACCAAGAACAUCUCCAAGUACAUGAAGGACCUCAUCGGAUACCUGGAGAAAAGGACCACGCUGGAGAUGGAGUUUGCCAAAGGGCUUCAGAAGAUGGCAAACAGCUGCAAGCAGACCAUCAGUCAGGAGACCAACAUGCCUUUCCUGUCCAUCUACCUGCUGGCCCUGGAGCAGGAUAUGGAGCACGGGACGUCGGUUCUGCAGGCUGCCAACACGCUGCAGCACCAGACCUUCCUCCAGCCGCUGACAGUGAGACGCCUUGAACAUGAAAAACGGAGGAAGGAGAUCAAGGAGCAGUGGCACCGGGCGCAGAGGAAACUGCAAGAGGCAGAGGUCAACCUGCGCAAGGCCAAGCAGAUAUACAUGCAGCGCAGCGAGGAGCACGACAAGGCCAAGUACAUGGCAGUGAAAGCGGAAGAAGAGCAGCAGAACACCACCAGCAGCAUCACCACCAAAACCCUGGACAAGAAGAGGCGGCUGGAAGAGGAAGCCAAGAACAAGGCAGAAGAGGCGAUGGCCACGUAUCGGACCUGUGUGGCGGAUGCAAAUACCCAGAAGCAGGAGUUGGAGGAUACCAAGGUGAACUCCUUGCGGCAGAUCCAUGAAGUGAUCAAACAGAGCGACCAGGUCAUCAAGACGGCCACCAUCUCCUUCUACCAGAUCAUGCACAUGCAGACGGCUCCACUGCCCGUCAACUUCCAGACACUGUGCGAGAGCAGCAAGCUCUACGACCCCGGGCAGCAAUACGCCUCUCACGUCAGGCAGCUGCAGCGCGGAGAUGAACCCGACAUCCAGUAUGACUUUGAGCCCUACGUGUCGCACAACGCCUGGUCCCCCUUUACUCGGACACGGAAAGGCAGCUUCAAUGCCAAUGACUUCUCAAUGAGCGCCGGCGCUGACGGGGCCGGGCUGCCCAAGGACGGGGCCGUCUCCGAAGGAGGGGCAGGAGCCAAGGAGCAGCAGAGCGGGGCCGUGGCGGCCGAGCGGAGAGGUGGGAGGGGACACCAGGUCCACAAAUCCUGGCCAACCUCCGUUACUGAAGUUGACAGCAGCCUGGAUUCCAACGCAGGUGAAUUCAGCCAAAAACUCCAGCGGUUGUCUUCCAAUGGCACCAUGUCCUCCAGCGAAGAGCUGGAGGAGAAGGAUGAGAACGCCACCCCCUUCGAGCAGAGCAUCAACGGCAUCACCCCAGAGAUGACGGCUCCAACGGGGCCCUUCCGAAACGUUGGCUUAUCCAAGGCCGCCCAGACUCAUCGGCUGAGGAAGCUCCGCACCCCUUCCAAGUGUCGGGAGUGCAACAGCUACGUUUACUUCCAGGGAGCAGAAUGCGAGGAGUGCUACCUGGCCUGCCACAAGAAGUGUCUGGAAACCUUGGCCAUCCAGUGUGGGCACAAGAAACUCCAAGGGAAGCUGCAGCUUUUUGGGCAAGACUUCACAAAGGCUUCUCAGAGUAGCUCAGAUGGCAUCCCCUUCAUCAUCAAGAAAUGCAUUUCAGAGAUUGAGAAGCGGGCACUGAAAACCAAGGGCAUCUACCGAGUUAACGGUGUCAAGACCCGCGUGGAGAAGCUUUGCCAGGCGUUUGAGAACGGGAAGGAGCUGGUGGAGCUGUCCCAGGCCUCCCCCCAUGAUAUCAGUAACGUCUUGAAGCUCUACCUGAGACAGCUGCCGGAGCCCAUUAUGCCCUUCCGCAUGUACAACGAGCUGAUGGGGCUGGCCAAGGAGAGCUUACAGGGCGGCGAGGCCAAGGGCAAGAGUGGGAAAGGGGGCCCUGAGCUGGUGGACAAAGGAGCCGACACGGACAAGGUGGUGGUGAACCUGGUGCUGAAGCUGAAGGAGUUGCUGAAGGAGCUUCCCUGCGAGAACAUGGCCACGUUGCAGUACCUCCUGCAGCACCUGAGAAGGAUCGUGGAAGUGGAACAAGACAACAAGAUGACCUCAAGCAACCUGGGCAUCGUCUUUGGGCCAACGCUGAUGCGCCCAAGGCCCACGGAUGCCACUAUUUCCUUGUCCUCACUGGUUGAUUAUCCCCACCAAGCUCGCAUCAUCGAGGCGCUGAUCAUCUUCUAUUCGACCAUCUUUGAGAACAAGGAGACCAUGGUGCUGGCCACAGGCGGCACGGAGGAGGCAGCCAGCUCCUCUGACCUGGCCAACGCAGGCUCCCAGCCCACAGCUCCUCCCGGCAGCGUCCCCUACCUGGAGCUGCCUUCGGAGAAGGGCAAUUUGCAUUACGGCGCCGAUUCGUUCGCAGAGUCUGGCGACCGUUCUGUUGACUCCGACUCCGAGCUGGAGGACAACGGGGAGCUGCCGGCCGCCGCAGACGGGAGCCCGCGCACCCAGCUAACCAAACAAGAGAGCGAGACCAGCACAGACGAAGCUCAGUUCUGCGACGAUGGGAGCGACGGGCAGCGGAGCCGGAGCUGCAGCGUGGGCCAGUCGGACACGGAGGGUGCCGUUCCCCGCUGCCGCAGCCCCCUGGGAGAAGAGCAAAGCGAUGCAGAAGAAUACCCCGAGAGUCGCCUUUCUGCUGCCGACACGGACUACAACACGAAUCAGUCCAACAACGUAUCCACGCUUGCUGCUGCCCGGCAUCUGGCAGCCAGGUGCCAAGACGGCUGCGAGCAGCAGCCCCGGUUUAUCUAAGCCACCGAACAAAACCACCGCGGAUGCUGGGACGGGGUGAAGGGACAAAACCCAGAAACUACCCGGGCGUAGUGACUCACAAAGCUGCAAUGUUGAGGGGUGGGGAGGGACAGCACAGGGCCACGGGCAGCUCAGGGGGGUUUGGUGUGUCAGCUGCAGGCAAGUCCUCGCUGUUUCGUGGCUGGAGCUUUCACACAAAACCCCCGAGCCCCUGGGUUCCCAAUGGGGAAAAAUUAGGUCAGUCUGCCUCGACUGCUGGGAGCCCCUGCCCGGUCCGGCAGCCACAAAGCACGUUUCUUGGAAAGGAGCUGAAGCAGGGCAGACCCUUUGCUUGCUGUUCAGGACUGGGAAGGAACCCAGGGCUUUGCCGUGCCCACGCCAGGUCACAGGCUUAAUUUUUGCUACGCUCCCUAAUCCUACGUCUCUGCUGCAAAAAUCAAGAUAGAGGAGUCUAAGGAUCCGAUUGUCCUCGCUGGCUGCGGCUGUCAGGAGGUGACGCAGGGAGGGUUCCCCACGCCAGGCAGGAGAAGGGCUCUGCAGCUGGGCACGGACGGACAGACAAUGCCGAGCACCAUGUGCGCAGGCUGGCUCUGCCGGCCUGGGGAACGGCUCACCGGGAAGGGACAGCAUGGUGCUGGGUUCGGCGUAGCUGGGUAGAAGCCACCUGCAGCAUCUUGCAGAGAGCCGGCCUCAGCUUCAGGGCUGCGGCUGCAUCGUUUGCCAGUCCCUGCAAGGUCCAUUUAUCACUUAUAACUGACUGUACCAGACACCCAGAGUCCAGCAAUGGAUUUACUGCCUCAGCACCUCUAAGCAACGCAGGACUCCACAAGCGACGUGCCUUUCCUGGCUCAGCUGACGAGGUUUGCAUUGCUGCUUGUAUUUAUGGGCAUUUUUCUACGUGGCAGGAGCAACCCACAGCUGUGGGCAAGCUCAGGGGACAGGUUUUCCUGGCUGCAGGGGCCUGAGUACUGCCUGAUGUCUCAGGGAUUACUCAUUUUUUGGAUAGAGCUUUGGUCUCCAAAAAUCUAAGCUGCAAAUGCAGGACUACACCUCUGCUCUUCCAGCCGGCCCCGAGAUGGGGCUGGGCAGAGAGCAGGUCACCAAGGGGAGAUGCCUCCUCCUCCUCCUCGGGACCACCACAGCCCAAGUCGAGUCACAGCCCCUGCCAGUGUAAGAGGUUGGUUUUUUCAAAAAAAAUUUUUUUUUUUGGUAAAGAGAUAACCCUUCAAUAUGAAUCUACUACCUCUGCUGGCAAAGGAACUCGAAAUGAGUCGAAGUAUUUUUUUAAGGCUAUGAGACUUUUCUGCACUGAAGCAUAGAGAAACAAGUAGAUUUUAAGCUUAGAAAGAGCUGAAAGCUGUUUCCUUCUGUUGCCCUGCUUGUGCCUGGGCUGCGUUCCUGCUGUCACCGCUGAGCGUGCCACGGGACCCUCGACCCGGGAGGGCACACAGCGAGCAAAGACCAAGAGCUGCCAGCCAGUGACAGAUGCACACAGGCACCUCACGCACAAGCAACUCGCAGCCAACGGCUCCUAGGAAACCAUGCAACUCCGCAGCAGUUUCCUAGGAUUAGCCAGACCCUUCCUCGGUGCAAUGCCGACGCCAGACCCUCUCGUUCUGUCUGCUCACGUGGCGGGCCUCACCGCUCCAGGUCUGGGGAGCGCCUGCCCCGGCGGGACAGCGAGGGGGAAGGCAGAGGCAGCUCGCUGGCCACAGAAGCCAAGCGAGCGAAGCUCAAGACACACCGAGCGCUGUUUGGGGGUUACAGGCACCUCGUUACUGUAGAGUUGGGCGAUGGACCCAGUUUGACCCCUUAGAGGGUCAGACUCCGGCACCGGGCAGAGCCUGGGCGUUACGCUUCCCAGCACUCUCCAGGACUAAUCGGAAAUGCGUCUCGGCAUAGAAGGUUAAAGGUACACAAACCCAAAGUUAAUUUACAGCAAACGGUUUAUAACUGAGCCAAAGAAGAGCUAGAUAUACCCGUGGGAUGUUCAGCUCCACAGCUCUUCAGUCGGUUGGAUUUUUCCAGUGGGUCAUUUCCACGGUAGCGAGAGGAACGAGGCCGACUGCCCUCUCCUGCUGCCACGGGCGGUACCACGUGUGUGUGCGAGGGUGGGUGAGGGUGAGUGCGAGUGAGGGAAGGGACAAAAGCUACGCUUGAGCUUCACACGGUAACAGGCACCCUUCUAGUUGUAUAUUAAUUCAGUGUGGAAAAAGCCAAGCGUGUUUGUUACGACAUGCCUGUACUGCUGUACGAAGCUGCGUUACGUGUUUUGCUGUGUUCAGAUUGACAUGCUUCAAAAAAAAGAAGAAUAAAAGUCAGUGUGUUCCAA